AAAAAAAUUAUAACUGUUCAUAAUAAAUGCCUUAAAUUAAUCUAAUAGUAGUAACAAAAUAACAUUGGUAUUAGUGAAAAUAGUCUGUUGUCGUAAUGAUUCUUGACAAACAUGAAAUUUUAGCUGUCAUUCCAUGUCGCUUUGACAGUUCAAAUUUUAAUCUUUCAAAUUCAAAUAUCAAAACAAACGUCACGAGUUCUUGCACUUCAUUCACUUUAUAAUUUGCUAUUAAAAAUAUAAAAGACAUGUUUGUAAUUCAAAAAGACAUUACAAGAUAACUUAGCUCUAAAAAAUUUUGUGUCGAAUAAACAUUCCAUUGAUUUACGAAGAUAAUGCCACUGUGUUGAUACUGCUGUAUGAGGUCAUAUUUCUAUGGUUAUCACUAAAUAAACUGAAAUUCAGACAUUAGUUACUGUGUCGGCUAUAGUGUGUACCUGUACAUCUUAUUCUGCAGUCGUAUUGUAAACUCCACUCAAGAUGAAGUUUGCUGAACAUUUAAGUGCUCACAUCACGCCCGAAUGGCGAAAACAAUACAUAAACUAUGAGGAAAUGAAAGCAAUGCUGUAUACUGCGGUGGAGGAAGCACCAUCAGCAGAAAAUGUAGAGCCUGAAGUGCUAUCCCGACAUUUUGCUAAUUUUGACGAAACAUUUUUCCACUAUUGCGAUCAGGAGUUGAAGAAAAUUAACACAUUCUAUUCAGAAAAACUCGCAGAAGCGACUCGUAAAUUUGCCACACUGCAGAGCGAGUUGAAAGCCCAAUUCGAAACUAUCAAACCUAAAGGCGGCGGAGACAGCAAAAAGGCGCCAAUACCUCGGAGAAAAGUUCAAGAGUUGAAACUAGCGUUCAGUGAGUUCUACCUCAGCCUAAUCUUACUGCAGAAUUAUCAGAACUUGAAUUAUACCGGCUUUCGGAAAAUAUUGAAAAAACAUGAUAAGUUAUUAAACGUAAGCAACGGGGCGCAAUGGCGAGCAGAACAUGUAGAGUCAUCACAUUUCUACACAAAUAAAGACAUAGACAGAUUAAUAAGCGACACGGAAGCAACCGUUACAAAUGAAUUAGAAGGCGGGGACAGACAGAAAGCUAUGAAGAAGUUGAGAGUGCCGCCCUUAGGUGAACAACAAAGUCCCUGGACUACCUUUAAAGUCGGACUGUUUUCGGGAUCGUUCAUAGUGUUGUUUAUUACUGUUGUUUUAUCAGCACUGUUCCACGAAGGUGCCACAGAAAAUUUCAAGACGGCGUUUAGAUUAUACCGCGGUCCGUUCCUCUUAGUCGAAUUUAUAUUCCUAAUAGGCAUCAAUGUAUACGGCUGGCGAUCAUCCGGUGUCAACCACGUGUUGAUCUUCGAGCUGGAUCCCAGGAACCAUUUAUCGGAACAACAUUUAAUGGAAUUAGCGGCAAUAUUUGGAGUAGUAUGGGCCUUGAGUAUACUUAGCUUUAUAUACAGUGCCAGUUUGAGUAUACCGCCGUUUGUGAAUCCGCUGGCUCUCGUUAUAAUAAUGCUGGCAUUUCUCCUCAACCCACUGAAAGUGUUCCGCCACGAAGCACGGUUUUGGUUUUUGAGGAUAUGUGGUCGCAUUCUAGCAGCGCCGUUCAUGCCUGUACUGUUCGCUGAUUUCUGGCUGGCGGAUCAAUGGAACUCAUUUGCAGCGGCCUUCCUCGACUUCCAUUACCUGAUUGCCUUCUAUGUGGUAGGCGGGGACUGGUUCCAAGUAAACAAUGCAUUCGAGAAAGCCAACUGGUUUAUAAUAACGCGCGGCCUAGUGAACAUAGUACCAGCAUGGGCCCGGUUUUGGCAGUGCCUUCGACGUUAUCGGGACAGCCGCGAGGCGUUCCCUCAUCUUGUCAACGCGGGGAAAUAUUCCACGACCUUUUUCGUGGUCCUCUUCCAGACUUUGCGAGUCAUUUAUAGCGGCGCAUACGCCGAUCCGUACGACAAUCCAUUCUUAUACGCAUGGUUCGGAUGUCAGCUGGUGUCUUCACUUUAUACCUACACGUGGGACGUGAAGAUGGACUGGGGCUUAUUCACAGUCGGGCCUACCGCCGAGAACAAGUUCCUUAGAGAAGAAAUUGUUUACAGUCCUGGAUUCUACUACUUUGCAAUAGUAGAGGAUUUUGUGCUACGAUUCAUUUGGACGGUGUCUUUCAUACUUACCGAGAACAAGUAUGUCAAUGGGGAGACGAUGACGUCAAUACUAGCUCCUCUUGAAGUUUUUAGACGUUUCAUUUGGAACUUCUUCCGGUUGGAGAACGAGCACCUCAACAACUGCGGCAAGUUCCGUGCCGUCCGGGACAUCUCCGUGGCACCACUGGAUUCCUCCGAUCAGGCGGACAUCAUACGCAUGAUGGACCAUCCUGAUGGCGUUGUUAAUAGAUUAACAAAGAAAAAGAACGCCAAAAAAGCUAAAGAGGUUGACAGGAAGCCAUUACUAAAGAAGGAGUCCAUGCAAGACCUACAGCUAGAGUUAGAUUUGUCAUCCAAAAUGCUGUAACAAACUGUGAUAUAUUUUAGUACAUAAAUCAUUUAUAGCCAAUGUUAUUAAAUAUAGUAUUAUUCGAAUUAUAUUUUUUUAAAUCAUUAAGUGUUUUUUUACUCCACAUCUAGUCAUUUUUUGCAUUGUUAGUAUAAUACAUGGAUUCAAAGCAAGUCCAGAGAAAAUCUCCCAUUCUCAGACUUGUUUCAAGGCUGUAAUAUAAUGGGAUUUGAGGAAGUAUAAAAUGAAAAAUGUAUCAACAUUAGUGCAUUGAUUUAUUAUAAAAUUCUAAUUUUAGUUAUUUUUUGUUAUACCAAUGCAAUGUUAUCGACAAAUACAAUAAUACUAAUUGUAAAAAAAUAUCACCACAACAAUUAGGUACUCACAGUACGCGCUGGAAAUAAAUGAACUUUCCUGCAUCCCGUAAUAAGUGGCUUAUGAUUCGCAAUCGCUAUUUAUUGUUUAUUCAGUUAGUUGUAAUUGCUGCCCAUAGACCGUUUUUUUAAAUAUGUACAACAUUUGUAUAGAAGAGACGAGAUAGAACGGCAUGAAAUCUUGUUAGAUGGGACUGAAUGAAUACAAGUCGAUAAAAAUUGAUAAGCCCAUCAAUACCACAACUCAUAAAAUAUACUUGGUCGAUAAAUUUUAUAUUGUCAGGCAUAUAACUAUAAUAGUUACAAUUUAUAACAUAACUAUGCACAAAAAAAAUAUCAUCUUUAAAUUUCUUAAAAACACUUAAGAUUAAAAGUAAUUAAGGUUUGUGUAAAAUAAAUACAAUUGAGGCAAAUUGCAUGCACAUAGCAUAAAUAUAUGUAGAUAUUUUAUAAAGAAAAUUAGAACUAUAAUUAGAAUAAGCUUAUUUUAAUGAAAUCUUGAUGAGGUUUCAAUUUAUAUAAUAUUAGAACUAAAUUGAUAUUUCUGGCUAACAACUGAUAACAUACUAAUAGUUGAGAGAUUUGUUGAACUUAAAAUAUUAUCUUAUGGGUAUGCUCUAAUAGAGUAUGUAAUCACAAUCGUUAUACUUUGUUAUAACUAAAAUAAAAAGGUUAACGUAACUGAAAUUUAUCUCUCAUAAAUAAAUAGUUCCUUUAAAUAAAUAAAAAUUACUUUAGAUAAUUUGGAAAUGCACAAAGAUGCUAUAACAACAAUAAAGUGACUUAUAAAUAUAUGCAAACUUAAUUAUAAUGUUAUUUACAUAAUAUUCGUAAGGCAAUAAUUUUUGCACAUGACACUGCUGUGCCCAUUAGUACCAAGAUCUUGUUUACAUUUAUC
Molecule: messenger RNA, 3744 nt
Organism: Achroia grisella
Lineage: Eukaryota; Metazoa; Arthropoda; Insecta; Lepidoptera; Pyralidae
Product: solute carrier family 53 member 1
Exons: 11
Coding region: 478-2490 (670 amino acids)
Biological process (GO): phosphate ion transport; cellular response to phosphate starvation
Cellular component (GO): plasma membrane; Golgi apparatus; cytoplasm
Molecular function (GO): inositol hexakisphosphate binding
Source: RefSeq, a predicted model, not a curated record